Messenger RNA from Solanum dulcamara, 1438 nucleotides. RefSeq lists its product as uncharacterized. The transcript is spliced from 5 exons. The record is from RefSeq and is a predicted model, not a curated record. Bases 132 to 1154 code for a protein of 340 amino acids. Lineage: Eukaryota; Viridiplantae; Streptophyta; Magnoliopsida; Solanales; Solanaceae.
GCUUUGAAAUACAAAACAUUCAGAAAAAAAAAAAAGAAAAAAAAUCUCAAAUUAUUCAUUCAAAAUUCCAAACGUACCGACUCACCGAGUUGUUCUCUUAACUCGGUGGCCGUAAAAGAAAGAAAAAAACAAUGGAGAAAUCCACACCUGCACGGAAUUCGAGAACAUGCACGGCGAAUCUGCUGAGUUGGUCGUCGGAGGUUCCGCCGCCGCCGUCGUCAUCCGCCUCUCGUUCUCUUCAUCCUACUAAUGGAAUGGGUAAGGUGUUGUUUGGAGGGGAUGUUACUGACGAGGAAGCUGAAAGCUUUUACAAAAGGAGACCUUCUUCAGGGUAUAAACUGAAGGAGACGAAUGGCAGCAAUAUAUUCUCUGCUGGUGGUGAGGAUGUUGCAUCAGAAUCUGGACCUGUUAACGGUAAUGCUAACAUCAGGACAUCUGUGCGGAUCGUUCAGCAAGGUGCAAAUGGGAAAAGCCAGAUUUCAUUUGGUACUGAAGAAAAGAUCUCACAGAAGACGCCUGUCACUCUAACAGAAGUGGAAAAGCAGGACGAGCUGAGUGGAGACCAAGAAAGCAAGAUAGAUAGGCUUUCAUUCAGUACUGAAGAAAAUAUCUCCCAGAAGACGCCUAUCAUUCUAACAGAAGUGGCAAAGCAACAUGAGCUGCGUGGAAACCAAGAAAGCAAGAUAGAUAGCAAGGUGAAGAAGCAGUUAUCGGUUGCAAAGAGCAAGGAACUUAGUGGAAGUAACAUCUUUGGACCUCCUAUAGAAGUUCCUCCAAGAUCAUUGACUGUUGCACGGUCAUUGGAGCCCGAAGAAAGCAAAGACAUGGGUGAACCUGCUCCACGUACUGUGCGCACAUCUGUCAAGGUUUCUAAUCCUGCUGGUAGUCAAAGUAGUAUCUUGUUUGGCGGCGAACCUGUUGUGAAUCCAGUAAAGAAAAUACAUAACCAGAAGGUUUCAGAGUUGAACGGCAAUGGCAUUUUCAAGGGAUACGAUGCCACUCCUGCUGGAUCUUCAGAAAAGUCACUGAGCAGGUCUAAGCUGAGAGAAAUGAGUGGUAGCGGUAUAUUCUCCGAUGGUAAAGCUGAAUCCAGAGUUUGCUAUGGUGGCGUACGCAAACCACCAGGUGGAGAGAGCACCAUCAGAUUAUUUUAAGUAAUUGAGCACAUCAAACUGCGCGAUACUUAUGUUAACCUGUAAAUGCAAACACUUCAGCUGUUUCUGUCUAGUGAGGCCUUCUCCUACUCAAUGUGAUUUAGGAAUGCGGAUUGUAAAUAGUGUGUCAAAAUCAUGUCAUAUUAAACAAUAUUUACAACCCUCAUUUGAUUCAAAAUACAGGACUAUUAUCCUACCGGAGUACUACUUUUCUGGACAGUGUUCAUUAUAGUUGCUUGACUAGUAUUAUCAGAGGUGGACCCACCUGGAAGGAUAGGUGCACG